AUGCAGAUAGAUCUAUUGAGCGAUACAAGGCUAGACUUGUGGCAAAAGGCUAAUUUGGAUUGGCCACUACACCAGUUUGAUGUAAAGAAUACUUUUCUACAUGGCAAACUCACGAAGGAGGUGUACAUGGACAUUCCUCCUGGAUAUAAUACUACUCAAAUUGGAACAGUUUGCAAGUUACGAAAAGUAUUGUAUGAACUGAAACAAUCACCACGUGCAUGGUUUGGACGGUUCACCAUGGCAAUGAAGAACAAUGGUUUCAAACAAUGUAACUCAUAUCAUACUCUGUUCUUGAAACAUCGGAAAGGGAAGGAAAUAUCACAACUACAAGACUAUUUGGCUACUAAGUUUGAGAUGAAGGAUCUAGAUACAGGAAUGCUAGAUUGCAAACCUGUGGACACUCCUAUUGUUCAGAAUCAUCAUCUUGGAGAAUAUCCGAAUCAAGUUCCAACUAAUAAAGAAAGAUACCAAAGGUUAGUGGGAAGAUUGAUCUAUUUGUCACAUACUCGACCAGACAUUGCUUAUGCGGUGAGCGUUGUCAGUCAAUUUAUGCAUUCUCCAAGUGAAGACCACAUGAAUGCAGUUCUUCGGAUACUUAGAUAUUUGAAGUCUGCACCUGGAAAAUGA
This is a messenger RNA of Prunus armeniaca (apricot), 627 nucleotides long. The record is from the annotation of a GenBank genome assembly. Lineage: Eukaryota; Viridiplantae; Streptophyta; Magnoliopsida; Rosales; Rosaceae.